Molecule: messenger RNA, 1899 nt
Organism: Trichoplax adhaerens
Lineage: Eukaryota; Metazoa; Placozoa; Uniplacotomia; Trichoplacea; Trichoplacidae
Exons: 22
Coding region: 1-1899 (632 amino acids)
Biological process (GO): Golgi to plasma membrane transport
Source: RefSeq, a predicted model, not a curated record
AUGUCUACUUCUGUAUUUUCUCGGCUUACUUCAGCCGCAUUUAGUGAUGCGGAUAAGGACCAGUUCCAAAAGGCUGAUAUUAGAACGGAUGAGGAGCAACAAGUUAAAUUAGAUGAUACAAUGCAGUUGCUUAUUGCUGCUGGAUACUUUCGUGCUCGUAUUAAGGGCCUCUCGCCUUUUGAUAAGACUGUAGGUGGAAUGACUUGGUGUAUUACCUCCAGUAACUUUGAUAUCGAUGUCGACUUGUUAUACCAAGAGAAUUCUACAAUUGGGCAGAAGAUAGCAUUAACUGAGAAGAUUGUUGCCGUCUUACCAAAGAUGAAGUGCCCCUAUCGUAUUGAACCUCAUCAAAUUCAAGGUCUUGAUUUUAUACAUAUAUACCCAGUUGUUCAGUGGUUGGUAAAACAAGCUUUAGAAACGCGUCAAGAGACUGGUAAUGUUACUAGAAAGAUUUCUGAGCUCAACUUCGCAAAGUCUUACCGUGCACCUGAGGAUGAUCAAUAUGCCGAUAAGAAAGAAGGAAUUUCUAAAGGAUUAAAAACAGUCAUGGAUAACUAUAGACCAAAUCGUAGAUUUCGUCGAUCAGACAGCAAAGCAGUCGCACAAUUAGAUGAACCAACUCGUAUUCAAUCGACUUUGUUAGAGUACGGCAUGAAAUUUGGUGCAGCUCCUAAAUCCAAAAGUGAGGACGAGACGGAGCAAAGUGAAGUUGCAAAAAAAGCUUCUGCCGUUAGCUCAGCAGUUAAAGCGGCUGCCGGUAAAGAAGUUAAUGAUGAUGAAGAGGAAGUUGUUGAUGAAAAAGAAAUCUCACGAAUAAUGAAUGAUAUGUCUGCAGCCGCUGGUGCUGAGGCUACGGUCUCAUCAAGUCUAGUUGGAUCAAUCGUAGGAUUACAGUCGGAAGAAAUUCAAAAUAUAUCCUCUGAGUAUGCUGGAAAGCAAAUUGAUAUUGGCCGUGAUGAAAAGUCAGGACAAGUGAGAGGCCUAGAAUCCCAUAAGAGAAUUGUUGAGAAUCUAUCAAAGCAGAUUGCAUCAGAAGAACAAAACUUUUCAGUGGUAAGUCAAAAACACAACCAAUUGGAAACACAACUAGCAGAAAAGCAGCAAAGUUUGGCAGAGUAUCAAACAAAGAAGGAAAAGUACGUUAGCGAAAUAGAGGAAUUCAAUGAGAUCGAAAAGUCUGGCGAAAAUGCUAGCCUGUUGGUAACGUUGCAAGACCUUGUACUUCAAAAUGAGACAUUAAAAAAGCAAGAACAACAAUUUAAGAGUUUCUGCAAGGACGAGAUCAUUCGUCUCCAAGAAAUGAUUAAUAAUCUGAAAGACGAAGAAGAAGAUAAUUUAAGCUUGGACAAAGAGAAGUCACAUUUAGUAGAAAAACAAUAUACUGCCGAUAAAGAGAAAUUCAAUAAAAUAAAAUUAUUCCUUGCUGGUAGAAAUCGUGAAAUUGCUUCAGUUCAGCGAAAAAUUGAUGAAGUUCCAACAAGAGCUGAACUUACUCAAUAUCAGAAACGUUUCGUGGAACUAUAUAAUCAAGUCGCAACUACAUUAACCGAAACGAAGCAAUAUUUUACCUUGUAUAAUACUCUGGAUGAUACAAAGUUAUACCUAUCGAAAGAGGUCAGCCUGCUGAACUCGAUCCAUGAUAACUUUCAACAGGCCAUGGCUUCUGCCGCUAAUAAAGAGCAGUUUCUGAAACAGUUGGAACAGAUCGUGAGCGGAAUCACCCAAAAUAGAACAAAGGCCGAAAAGAAAAGAGCUAAUGAGAAAAUGCGUAGAGAUGAGCUUACUGAUCGAUACUUAGAUUUAGUCGAUAAACAAAGAUUGUACAUAAAGACUGUUAAAGCUUUUACCGAGGAAUGCAAGAAGAAUGAAAUACUAACUGCAAAAUUGGAAAGAAGAUAG